Pseudocercospora fijiensis CIRAD86 is the source of this 1701-nucleotide messenger RNA. RefSeq lists its product as uncharacterized. Gene Ontology annotation, biological process: carbohydrate transport; transmembrane transport. Gene Ontology annotation, molecular function: carbohydrate:proton symporter activity. Gene Ontology annotation, cellular component: membrane. The transcript is spliced from 8 exons. The record is from RefSeq and is a predicted model, not a curated record. NCBI's taxonomy places the organism in Eukaryota, Fungi, Ascomycota, Dothideomycetes, Mycosphaerellales, Mycosphaerellaceae. The coding region runs from base 1 to 1701 and encodes 566 amino acids.
AUGGCAGGCGGAACGAGCAUUUGGGUGUCCAAGGAUGCGAAGACAGAUCCCAAGCAGAUUUUCAAUGGGCGACUGUUGUACCUGCUAAUCACUUUGGCCUGGGCUGGUUGCUUUUAUGGAUUCGAUUCUGGAAAUAUUGGUGGCAUUCUCACACUUCCAUCCUUCGAAAAUGCAUUUGGGCUCGGUGGUCUGUCGCAAGAGGCGCUGGACAAUCGAAGCGGCACAAUCGCCGCUAUGCUUGCGGCUGGAGGCUCGGCUGGUGCCCUUUGCGCUUGGCCGACAGCAGAUUUCAUCGGUCGCAAAUGGUCUGUAUUCCUCUGGGGAAUCGUCUUCCUCGUCGGUGCCACUAUGCAGAUGAUCUCCGACUACGACGUGCUCCUAGCAGGCAGAUUUAUCGGCGGUAUGGGUGUUGGUGCUUCAUCUAUGCUGAGCCCACAAUUCCUAGCAGAAAAUGCACCUAAGAGCGUCCGCGGUUCGAUGACCGCGACCUAUAAUCUUAUGAUCAUCUUUAGCUUGGCACUUGCCUUUUGGAUCAAUUACUGUGUCAGCCUUUGGCACAACGCGGAGCACAAUGACACGCAAUGGAGGGUUGCGAUGGGUAUACAGCUGAUACCGGGAGCCAUGAUGUGUCUGAUGAUUCCAUUCAUUCCAGAGACUCCGAGAUAUCUGAUAAAUCGUGGCAAAUCGGAGCAGGGCCUGAAGAACCUGGCCAGUCUACGAAAGCUGCCGGUCGAUCACCCGUAUAUCCAAACAGAAUACCAGGAGAUUGAAGCUCAAGUGCGGUUUGAGCAAGAGGCUCAUCGAGGUCACAAUGUCUGGGUCAUUCUCCAAGAUAUUUUCACCAAUAAGAGCAACGCCCAGCGUUUCUUCCUGGCAGUCAUGCUGUUCCUCUUCCACAAGUUCACCGGAACAGAUAGCUUGAAUUAUUAUGCUCCAAGUAUUGUUCACGAGAAGUCAUUCCAGGUCGCUGCUAAUCAGGUUCUAGGCAUUUUCAAACUGAUCGGAGUGAAAGGCAACAGCAAUACACUCUUGACCACUGGCGUCUAUGGCAUCGUGAAACUCGUGACGACAAUAUUUUACGUGGGUUACCUCGUUGAUCGCAUUGGUCGUCGUCUGCCUCUUCUCAUUGGCGCUACCAUUCAAGCAACAGCAAUGUUAUACCUAGCGUUGUAUAUCCGCUUUGCUGGCGGCAAUGCAAGCGAUGACACGGUCGGAGGCACUCCGGCUGGUGGGAUCGUGGGAAUUGUCUUCAUCUACCUUUACGCGUUUGGCUGGAGCUUCGGGCACUCAGUUGCAUGCUACGUGGUGGCUGCAGAGAUUUUCCCGACCAGGAUACGAGCUUUCUGCAUGUCGUUCUGCUUCUUCGUCAACUGGAUCGUUGACUACGGCAUCACCAAAGCGACACCAGUUAUGCUCACUGAGAUGGGAUGGGGGACCUUCCUGCUAUACGCCGUGUUGACAUACGGCGGUGUGGUCUUUGUAUACUUCUGCCUUCCCGAGCUUAAGGGUCGGUCUAUCGAGAGUAUGGACGAUCUCUUCCAGAAGCCACUAUGGACCAUGUGGCGUCACGCGUAUCCGACGGAAGAGGAAAAGAUAAGAUCUGACGUUCAAGAAAUGAUUCACGCUGGCAAGCUGGAGCGGGGAGACUCGAUUGUUGAAAAGAGCGGCGCAGCGGUGCAUGUAGAAAAGGCCUCAGAUUGA